Messenger RNA from Bradysia coprophila, 1186 nucleotides. RefSeq names its product beta-1,3-glucan-binding protein-like. Gene Ontology annotation, biological process: carbohydrate metabolic process. The record is from RefSeq and is a predicted model, not a curated record. Gene Ontology annotation, molecular function: hydrolase activity, hydrolyzing O-glycosyl compounds. Lineage: Eukaryota; Metazoa; Arthropoda; Insecta; Diptera; Sciaridae.
AUGCCAAAAUUAAUUGACGUAGUAAUUCUUCUGUUCGUUGCUUAUUCCGCGGACGGUGCGUGUGUCAGUCCAACAGCCACAACAGCUAUUGGUACUAAAGCACCAAGUCCGGGUUCAUUUUGUUCGGGUGAUCUGAUUUUCGAGGAUAAUUUUGAUACUUUCGAUCAUUCCAAAUGGUUUCAUGAUCAGACCAUGGCUGGUGGAGGAAAUGACGAAUUUCAAUGGUACGUUCAUGACCGAGAGAAUUCUUUUACUUCUGGUGGGAUUCUUCAUCUGAAGCCAACAUUCACAGCUGAUUUAUUCGGUGAAUCAUUUUUGACAUCCGGUAGAGUCACAAUUCCACCUGCCGAUUGCACAGACUCUAGCAAUGGCGGCUGUGAUAGACAGGGAACUGCAAAUUAUAUCAUACAUCCGAUCCGAAGUGCCUUGGUAAAAACAUCUGAGUCAUUUUCGUUUAAGUUCGGCACAUUGGAGAUUCGAGCAAAGAAUCCAACAGGUGAUUGGUUGUGGCCAGCACUGUGGUUGAUGCCAAAAAAUCGCGUUUAUGGUGGAUGGCCAGCUUCUGGUGAAAUAGACUUAAUGGAAAGUAGAGGCAAUCCAGCAUUAUACGAUGGAAAUGUAAAUGUGGGCACUGAACAAUUUGGAUCGACAUUACAUUUCGGUCCACGAUGGGACGUUAAUGGUUAUCAGACAGCUCAUUAUUCAAAGAAUCAAUCACCUGGAUUCAAUGAAGGUUUUCACGUGUACAAAGUUCACUGGACUCCAACGUCUCUCCAAUUUUUUGUUGAUAAUGUUCUCGUCGGAACAGUUAAUGCCGGAACAGGAUUUUGGGCUCGUGGAGGAUUUUCUUGGACCGGCCUUUCCAACCCAUGGAUCAACGGAACAAUCAUGGCACCGUUCGAUCAAGAGUUUUACAUCAUAAUGAAUACAGCCGUCGGAGGAACUAAUUCGUAUUUCCCAGAACGUUUCGAAAAUAGAAACGGUGACAAGCCAUGGUUGAAUUCAUCAGGAACAUCGAAGAGAGACUUUUGGCGUGGUCGAACCCAAUGGGAACCAACGUGGCAUAGAACCACUGAUAAAAGUCAUUUCCAAGUUGAUUAUGUACGGGUGUGGGCAUUGUAAGGAGUUGUUCGUUAUUGUGUACAUACAACAAGGUUUUAAAGCACAUGGAACCUGAUUUUUCUUC